Molecule: messenger RNA, 923 nt
Organism: Jaminaea rosea
Lineage: Eukaryota; Fungi; Basidiomycota; Exobasidiomycetes; Microstromatales
Exons: 1
Coding region: 93-596 (167 amino acids)
Source: RefSeq, a predicted model, not a curated record
CCUCGGGGUAGCGCAGGCGUCGAUUGAUAUUGAGCUAGCCACUUUAGCCUACUCAGCCGGACUGGUGUCGGAUCAGCGCGGUUCACCCUACCAUGGGCUCGACCCGCUCGACCCUAUUGGGACGGAGCAGGAAAAUAUGCGCCGCCACACCUACGCCUAGCGCUCCGCUGAGCUGCUCUCUCAAUCAACUCUUGACUUUCUGGAGGGCGGGAGCGGCAAUAAGGAUGAGAGCCAGCGCCAGCGCUGUGCCAAGAGAGGGAAGAGACGAACGAAGCUUCGGGGACGUGCGUGCGUUCGUUGCCUGGCCUGUGCUGCAGACAGUCGAUGUAGUGGUGCAGACAGCGUCACAGCACAGCCCUUUGCCGCCCUGCUUGCCCCUUUCGCCCGUUCCCGCACCGCGCCCAAGCCCGCGCUUUAGUUGCUCCCUCGCUCUUGCCUUUACGAGAAACCGGCCUACGAUGGCGAAGGCGCCAAUGAUCAGCAUUGCUGCGCCGCCCUCUCUCUCUCCUGCUUCUGCGUCCUGUGCGUGCCUCUCUUUCUUGGCUGCCGGAGCAGCCGAUGGAUGGCCUCAAGGUCUGGACCUCUGCGUAGCGUGAGCUGAGGCAGUGGGCGGCCUGAGCGCUGCUCUGCUCUGCCCUGCCCUGCUUGCUCUCUCCACCUCGCACAUGAUCCUGAUCCUCGCAAUCGAAAUCCAAGCUCGCGGUGCUGCUGCGUUGCAUUGCCUGGUUCCGCCACCUUCUACUCGCGGGUUGGUCGAGGUGUGAAUUGAAUCGCCAUAGCGUCAGACAGAGGGAACGGACGGGCCCGACGCCCCGAGAGGACUGAGCGUGACGUCUCUUGGGACUCGACUGCCGAUUUGCCGAGGCUGCUCGAUUGCCUGUCCCGUCGAUUCCAAAGUUGCCCAGGAGCGAGCGAGCUCUCUU